ACGCUGCACAAGUGAUCAGCAAACACACGUGUCGCUCAACCAGAAGGAACAGGAUUCCUUGGAUGCUUUCCAGAUCCGCCUGGCUUUUUCUUUUUCUCUCUCUCUCCCUUUUUUUUUUUCCCUCCCCUUUCCCUGGCUGGCUCCAGGUUUUACUUCUGGUUGCCUGCGAGGGCUGCUUUUGCUCCUCCCUUCUGAAAUCCUAUAUUAACUGUGGCCAAAGCCGGGGAAGAAGCACAGCUCAUUGUUGGCGAGGGCUGAUGAGCCUGGCGGAGGAGUGAGGAGGGUCGGAGGGGCCGGGGGAGCCCUCUCUAUGCGGGGCGGCUCCCGCUGAGCGAUCGCAGAGCCCGAGGACGAGAGAGGAGAAGGGGAGACGAGGUGGGCAAUGGCAGAGCACAUGAUGGCCAUGAAUCACGGGCGCUUCCCCGACGGGCCCAGCGGGCUGCACCACCACCCUGCCCACCGGAUGGGAAUGGGGCAGUUUGCUAGCCCGCACCACCACCACCAGCAGCAGCAACAGCAGCAGCAGCACUCGCAGUUCCUGGCGCCGCCCGUGGCCAGCCCCGCGGGGCAGCUGACGGCCAGCAUGCAGCUGCAGAAGCUCAACAACCAGUACUUCAGCCACCACCCCUACCCGCACGGCCACUACAUGCCGGACUUGCACCCCGCGGCCCACCAGCUCGCCGGCCCGGGCCAGCAUUUCAGAGACUGCAACCCCAAGCACGGCGGCGGCGGCGGCGGCGCCUUGUCCGCCCCCGUGCCCCACGGCCCCGCGGCCAUGCUGCCUCCCAAUGUCAUAGACACCGACUUCAUCGACGAGGAGGUGCUCAUGUCCCUGGUCAUAGAAAUGGGCUUGGACCGCAUCAAGGAGCUGCCCGAGCUGUGGUUGGGACAGAACGAGUUUGACUUCAUGACAGACUUCGUUUGCAAACAGCAGCCCAGCAGGGUGAGCUGCUGACUGACUGCAGGCAGACAAAGGACUUGGGAGCCCGUGCGGAUGACAACAUUCCCUUAGACACAGGACCCGGCUUCCCCGCCUGCACAGGCUGAGGAGCUGGAGCCCAGAGUCAACUAGAAGCUUGUAGAAAUUGAUUUGGGGUUUGUUUUUGCUUUCUGUCUCUCUCUCUCUCUCUCUCUCUCUUUUUUAAUGCUGCCACUCUUCUUUUGUAGCUCUGACACUCACUUCCCUGCCUGUAGGAAUAAUUCCUAGCUAACAAUGCCUUUGGCCAUU
This is a messenger RNA of Alligator sinensis (Chinese alligator), 1228 nucleotides long. It is a transcript of the gene CITED2, whose product is annotated as Cbp/p300 interacting transactivator with Glu/Asp rich carboxy-terminal domain 2. The record is from RefSeq and is a predicted model, not a curated record. Gene Ontology annotation, biological process: regulation of DNA-templated transcription. The transcript is spliced from 2 exons. Gene Ontology annotation, cellular component: nucleus. NCBI's taxonomy places the organism in Eukaryota, Metazoa, Chordata, Crocodylia, Alligatoridae. Bases 383 to 955 code for a protein of 190 amino acids.